Molecule: messenger RNA, 1243 nt
Organism: Equus quagga
Lineage: Eukaryota; Metazoa; Chordata; Mammalia; Perissodactyla; Equidae
Gene: GRHPR
Product: glyoxylate and hydroxypyruvate reductase
Exons: 9
Coding region: 60-1046 (328 amino acids)
Cellular component (GO): cytosol
Molecular function (GO): NAD binding; hydroxypyruvate reductase (NADH) activity; glyoxylate reductase (NADPH) activity
Source: RefSeq, a predicted model, not a curated record
CGCGUCGCGUCCCGCUUCCGGCCAGCCGGUCGGGUCAGGGUCCUGCGGCUGCAGGUUGCAUGAGGCCACCGCGACUCAUGAAGGUGUUUGUCACCCGCAGGAUCCCCCCCGAGGGCCGGGCCGCGCUCGCCCGCGCCGCAGACUGUGAGGUGGAGGAGUGGGAUUCGGAUGAGCCCAUCCCCAACCAGGAGCUGGAGCGAGGCGUGACCGGGGCCCACGGCCUGCUUUGCCUCCUCUCUGACCGCGUGGACAAGAGGCUACUGGAGGCUGCAGGAGCCAAUCUUAAAGUCAUCAGCACACUGUCCGUGGGUGUCGACCACUUGGCUUUGGAUGAAAUCAAGAAGCGUGGGAUCCGUGUGGGCUACACCCCAGAUGUCCUCACAGAUGCCACGGCGGAACUCGCCGUCUCCCUGCUGCUCACCACCUGUCGCCGGUUGCCGGAGGCCAUCGAGGAAGUGAAGAACGGUGGCUGGACCUCGUGGAAGCCCAUGUGGAUGUGUGGCUAUGGCCUCUCGCAGAGCACCGUCGGCAUUGUCGGGCUGGGGCGCAUAGGCCAGGCCGUUGCUCAGCGUCUGAAACCGUUCGGCGUCCAGAGGUUUCUGUACGCGGGGCGCCAGCCCAGGCCUCAGGAGGCAGCAGCGCUCCAGGCGGAGUUUGUGUCCAUCCCCCAGCUGGCCGCUGAGUCUGAUUUCGUCAUCGUGGCCUGCUCCUUAACGCCUGCAACCACGGGGCUCUGCAACAAGGAGUUCUUCCAGCAGAUGAAGACAACGGCUGUGUUUGUCAACAUCAGCAGGGGAGACGUGGUAAACCAGGAUGACUUGUACCAGGCCUUGGCCAGCGGUCAGAUUGCAGCUGCUGGACUGGAUGUGACGACCCCAGAACCACUGCCUACAGACCACCCUCUCCUGACCCUGAAGAACUGUGUGAUCCUGCCCCACAUUGGCAGUGCCACCCACAGAACGCGAAACACCAUGUCCUUGUUGGCAGCUAACAACUUGCUUGCUGGCCUGAGAGGGGAGCCGAUGCCCAGUGAACUCAAGCUGUAGCCAGACAGGAGACAAACAGCGCCCUGGGAACUGCUGGAUGUGCCCAGGCUUGGACUAGACCCUCAGGAUGGAGCCAAAGUCCAAUCUGUACUGAUUCUGCAAGGGGAAGACUAGUGCUGAGAGAUGUGCUUGCCCCCCUUUGUGGUUGGAAAUUUCUGAGCCAGAAGUAUGUAAUCCUAUUAAAUAAUUCUCUGAGA